AUGGCAACCCCCAACCCCCUAGCAGACCAGGCGUCUGACGCCGCGCCGGUCUCGUCCAAGACGUACACAAUUGCUGGCGUGCUCACAACCGUCUACGGACUCGACGAACUUGCAUCGUCAGCAAAGGAAGUCGCAGUACUAUGGCUACUUCACCCUCGACUCCAAGUGCAGUCAAUCAUGGCGCCAGUAGCUGCAGCUUCAAUUCGUGAUUGGAAUGGCCGAUCCGCAUCCAAGUCCAAAGGCCUGAUUGCCGUCUCAUUUGACCAGCGUAAUCAUGGUACGCGAGAGGCCACCCCAUUGGCAAAUGAGAGCUGGAAACAGGGCAAUCCGACACAUGCCCAGGACAUGUUCUCCAUCUUUCACGGCACAGCCCAAGACACGUCGAUGCUGAUUGACUUCCUCUCCUCCUACAUCUUCCCAGACUCCUCGAGGACCAUCACCAAGCAUCUCGUGUUGGGCAUCUCGCUCGGCGGCCACUCAACAUGGCAAUGCAUCCUGCACGACCCUCGCAUCACUACUGCCGUUGUCGUCAUCGGCUGCCCAGACUACAAGUUCCUCAUGACUGAUCGUGCAAGGAAGUCAAAACUCUCUACGUGGACAGCUUCGGAGGGCAAAGACUUCCUUGGUUCGACAGACUAUCCGAAUGGCCUCUGCCAGGCCACUGACAAGUGGGAUCCAAAGUCUUUCCUGGUAGGUGACAAGCUGAACCCCACCGAAGAACAAAAGAAGACAUUGCAACCUUUGAUCAAGGAAAAGUUGGGAGGCAAGCACAUCUUGUGUCUUUCUGGCGGAAAGGACAAGCUUGUGCCAUAUACUUGUAGUGCACCCUUCCUAGACUGGAUGAAGAGCGGUCUCGACAAGAGGGACGGUUGGUUCAACGAUCAGAAUAUCGUGCUGGAAGACAUAAUCGACGAGACGGCAGGUCAUGAGUACAGCGCAAAGAUGAAGGUCGAGGCUGUGCGUUUCAUCUCCGAGAACCUCGCUGGCGAGGGCAGCCUUAAGGCUGGCACGAGAACCUCCAAGAUCUAG
This is a messenger RNA of Aureobasidium namibiae CBS 147.97, 1029 nucleotides long. RefSeq lists its product as uncharacterized. Bases 1 to 1029 code for a protein of 342 amino acids. Lineage: Eukaryota; Fungi; Ascomycota; Dothideomycetes; Dothideales; Saccotheciaceae. The transcript has 2 exons. The record is from RefSeq and is a predicted model, not a curated record.